Rubroshorea leprosula is the source of this 1568-nucleotide messenger RNA. The record is from the annotation of a GenBank genome assembly. NCBI's taxonomy places the organism in Eukaryota, Viridiplantae, Streptophyta, Magnoliopsida, Malvales, Dipterocarpaceae.
AUUAGGGGGCAUUUUGUAGAGUAUUCACUCCUCAGGCUUAGGUCAGCAUCCCUUGCUUCAAAAUUAAGAGACAUCAAUAAGAGGAGAAAGAUCAGAAAUUCAAUGUGAUUCUAGCUCUUUUCCUCUCAUUCUUACAAUGCUUGCUGUAGAGGAGAGGAAAAUGCCGCUAGAAGAUGGCGAAUCCGAAACCACAAUUCUCAAGAGAGAACUUGAAGCUUCUCUGGCAAAGAAUGAUUCACUGGAGAAAGAAAAUGGGGAGUUAAGGCAGGAGGUAAGCCGUCUAAAAGCACAAAUCAGUUCUCUCAGAGCACAUGAUAAUGAGAGAAAAUCUAUACUGUGGAAGAAGCUGCAGAACUCUAUUGACAGCUGCGAUGUCAUGGACACGUCUCAACAGAAAGCAUCAGAUGUUGUCAAGCUCCCAGAGCGGAAAUCAUCAGAUUUUCAAGAAUUUGCAGCCAAGAAGGAAAGACCAUUGAUAGAACCAAAGCCACCACCAAGGCUUGCUGCUGUUAUCUUCCCUUCACCCAAGGAGGUAAAUGGUAACAAAAUUAAAGCACCAUCAGCACCAGCUCCACCGCCACCCCCAUUGCCAUCAAAGUUGUUAGCUGGCCCUAGAUCAGUUCGACGUACGCCGGAGGUUGUGCAGCUGUAUCGGUCGCUUAUGAGAAAAGAUGCUCAGAUAGAAAAUAGAACAAAUCCUGCAACGACUCCAACAGUUGCUUUUAAUAGGAACAUGAUAGGAGAAAUUGAGAAUCGCUCAAGCUAUGUUUCAGCUAUAAAAUCCGAUGUAGAAAAACAGAAGGAAUUUAUCAACUCCUUGAUCAAAGAGGUAGAAUCCGUAAACUGUAACGAGAUUUCUGAUGUAGAGGUUUUUGUGAAAUGGCUAGAUCGGGAAUUGUCCUCACUGGUUGAUGAAAGAGCAGUUCUGAAGCAUUUCCCACAAUGGCCAGAGCGGAAAGCAGACGCUCUGCGUGAAGCUGCUUUCAGUUACAGAGAACUAAGAAAUCUUGAAUCCGAGGUCUCCUCUUUUGUGGCCAACCCAAAAGAGUCUCUAACUCAGUCCCUCAAAAGGAUGCAAACAUUGCAAGACAGGUUGGAGCAAAGUGUCAGUAAAAUAGAAAGAAUAAGAGAAAGUACCAGUAAGAGAUACAGGGAUUUCCACAUCCCAUCGGAAUGGAUGCUAGAUACAGGAAUCAUUGGUCAGUUGAAAUUUAGUUCACUGCGGUUAGCAAAGGAAUAUAUGAAAAGAAUAACCAAAGAGCUGAAUUCUAAUGAAUGUUCACAAGAAGAGAACCUCUUGCUUCAGGGAGUUCGAUUUGCCUAUAGAAUACACCAGUUUGCAGGUGGUUUUGAUGCUGAGGCCAUACGUGCAUUUGAAGAGCUAAAAAGAGUCUGCAUGAUCAUUUGUCACAAGCAAUAGGUUAACAAUAGGCAUGUUCAAAUGCAAUAUUAGUAAUAGCUAAGUUUUUAGAAGAGAUGUAUUUGUUGGUUAACUUAUAUGAAAAUAUUCAAGACCCGCAGAUAUGUUGCAAACAUGGAUGUAUGUAUAAUCAACUAAUCAAGCACCA